Racocetra fulgida is the source of this 255-nucleotide messenger RNA. NCBI's taxonomy places the organism in Eukaryota, Fungi, Glomeromycota, Glomeromycetes, Diversisporales, Gigasporaceae. The record is from the annotation of a GenBank genome assembly.
AUGGAUGUGAAUGCAGGUGUGAAUAUGAAUACAAAUAUGAAUGCAAAUGUGAGUACAAAUGUAGAUACAAAUGUAAAUGUGAAUGUGAAUAUGAAUGCAAAUGUGGAUGUAAGUAUGGGUGCAAAUGUGGAUACAAAUAUGAAUAUGGGUGUAAAUAUAGUAACUGAUGUUGUAAAUGCAGAUGUAAAUGUGAAUGCAAAUGUAGAUACAAGUGUGGGUAUACAUGUGGGUGCAAAUGUAGAUACAAAUAUGUAG